AUGUAAAAGCUGUGUCUCAACCUACUGAGCUGCCUAACUAGACUGCAUUGGUCGGGAUCGUUGGCGUAUUUGUGCUGCCGAUUCUGAAAGCGUCUAAUGACGCUGACGGCGAACAUGUUUUUUGUUUAUAACACGACUCUGGAAAACUUGAUUCUGAUUGGUCAAUAGCGACGUCUUGGGUGUAUGAAAAUAUUUUUGUAAAUUGGAUAUUUCGCCGUUGUCCAUAGCAACGCUAAUCCUCUCUAACUUUCGAGAGGUUUCUAGAGAGAGAGAGAGAGAGAGAGAAAAAGAGUGCUAGCAAGUCCCAGUUUACAGAUACUGACAUGGAAUAUGAGAGGCCUAAUGUCGAGACCAUUAAAUGUGUGGUGGUGGGGGACAAUGCUGUGGGCAAAACGCGGCUGAUCUGUGCCCGAGCAUGUAACGCCACUCUUACGCAGUACCAGCUCCUUGCCACGCAUGUGCCCACUGUCUGGGCCAUUGACCAGUAUAGAGUCUGUCAAGAGGUUCUGGAGCGCUCCAGAGAUGUAGUGGAUGAUGUAAGCGUGUCUCUUCGGUUAUGGGACACUUUCGGAGACCACCACAAAGACCGACGCUUUGCUUACGGCAGGUCAGAUGUGGUGGUCCUGUGCUUCUCUAUCGCCAACCCCAAUUCUCUCUUUCACGUGAAAACUAUGUGGUACCCAGAGAUCAAGCACUUCUGCCCUCGUGCCCCAGUCAUUCUGGUGGGCUGCCAGUUAGACCUGCGUUACGCUGACCUGGAGGCUGUUAAUCGGGCACGGAGGCCUCUUGCCAGACCCAUCAAAGCAAAUGAGAUUCUUCCUCCUGAGAAGGGUCGCGAGGUGGCCAAAGAACUGGGUGUGCCGUACUACGAGACCAGCGUUGUGGCUCAGUUUGGAGUGAAGGACGUGUUCGACAAUGCCAUUCGCGCUGCUCUCAUCUCACGGCGCCACCUGCAGUUCUGGAAGUCUCACUUGAGGGACGUCCAACGGCCCCUUUUGCAGGCGCCUUUCCUGCCUCCAAAGCCUCCUCCACCUGUUAUAGUCAUCCCGCCGCCUCCUUCCACCACUGAGGAGCAUCCGGCCCGGCUGCUGGAGGAGCCGCUGUGUGCUGAUGUGGUUCUGGUUCUCCAAGAGCAGCAGCGAAUCUUCGCUCAUAAGGUCUACCUCGCCACGGCCUCUUCGAAAUUCUACGACCUUUUUCUCCAGGAUGUGAAGGCUGAGGCUGAUGGCAAGCAACCCCCCGGACGGGAGCCCCCUACACGGGCGGCCAGCUUUGACAUGUGUGAGAGCAGUGAUGAAGAUAGCAGGGUCAACCUCAGGGCCUGUAUCAGUGACGGGACCCUGAUCGGCACAGACUCCGAUGGGAUACUGGAAGGUGGCCGUGGGGGGCGGCUUUUGUCGUCUUUGGGUCGGGCUUUCGUCAGCAUCAGGAGAGAAACGGUCCAGGACCCCGUCACGUUCAUCUCACGGCCAAUGACGGUGGUGCACAUGGACCCUUCGGUGUUGCUCGGGCCGUUUCGUGUGGUCAUGCGUUACUUAUACACUGGACAGUUGGACGAGCACGAGAAGGACCUAAUGCAAAUCGCCCACAUCGCCGAGUUGCUGGAAGUGUUCGACUUGCGCAUGAUGGUCGCCAACAUCCUGAAUGAUGAGGCCUUCAUGAACCAGGAGAUCACAAAGGCUUUCCAUGUGCGACGGACCAAUCGGGUGAAGGAAUGCCUGGCUAAGGGAACUUUCUCAGAUGUGGUGUUCAAACUGGAUGAUGGUACCGUUCAGGCCCAUAAACCUCUACUCAUCUCUAGCUGUGAUUGGAUGGCAGCCAUGUUUGGUGGGCCUUUUGUCGAGAGCUGUACUAAAGAGGUGUUGUUCCCAAACACGACCCGUAGUAGUAUGCAGGCGGUGCUGGAGUAUCUCUACACGGGACGCUUCUGCUCCAGACCUGACCUGGAUGCCAUGGAGCUGAUUAUCUUGGCCAAUCGCCUCUGCUUGCCUCACCUGGUCGCCCUCACAGAGCUCCACACUGUGACAGUUCUGAAGGAGGCUGCUGCCAUGGGCACGGACAUUGACGGAGAUGUGCUGGUAUAUCUGGAGAUGGCUCAGUUCCACUGUGCCUACCAGCUCACCGAUUGGUGCCUUCACCACAUCUGCACCAACUACAACAACGUGUGCCGCAAAUUCCCCAGGGACAUGAGGGCCAAAUCAGCAGAGAACCAAGAAUACUUUGAGAAGCACCGCUGGCCUCCAGUCUGGUACCUGAAGGAGGACGACCACUACCAGAGAGCACGGAAGGAGCGGGAAAAGGAGGACUACCUGUCGCAGAAGCGGCAGAGCAAGCGUAAAUGGGUGCUGUGGAAUCUUCCGCCCUCCCCUACAAACCCCUCUUCAUCUUCCUCAUCGUCCUCAUCCUCUGGCUCCUCUGCUAUCGUUUGAAGAGACGAGGGGGAAUCCGUAAGGAUUCUGUAAGGUACCUUACAGAAACUAUGAGGUGCUGUGAACAUAUCUUCUUCGACAAGUCCUGCUAUUAACACAGGGUUGAAAUCACUGCUGGUUUCAGAUCAACAUCUCAUCAACUGUGCUUUGAAAUUCAUGGUGCUUGAAGUCCUGUACAGGCAUCAUGUAGGGCAUGGCCGCCAAACAGGUCUAAAUGUAAAAUGUUUACCAAAUGUGACUAUAGUUGUUCUGCUUACAUAAAACAGGUAGGCAUCUCAUCUCAAAACAAAGAAGAAACCUUUGGUGUGUUAUAUUGAUCUAGAUCAGUGGUUCCCAACAUCAUGCCAAAAUGGUUCAUAAUACAAAAAAUCAAUUGAUUUAAACACUGUGUGUAUAUAAAUAAUAUUAUUUAUAUACUUUCACAGUAUUUAACAUAAUGAUUUAGCGUUUAUUUUCAUGUUUUUUAGUUUUCAUUUGUUUGUUUUUUUGUUUUUUUGAUAACACUUUACAAUAGGUUUCCAU
Molecule: messenger RNA, 2951 nt
Organism: Megalobrama amblycephala (Wuchang bream)
Lineage: Eukaryota; Metazoa; Chordata; Actinopteri; Cypriniformes; Xenocyprididae
Gene: rhobtb2b
Product: Rho related BTB domain containing 2b
Exons: 10
Coding region: 324-2429 (701 amino acids)
Biological process (GO): small GTPase-mediated signal transduction
Molecular function (GO): GTP binding; GTPase activity; protein binding
Source: RefSeq, a predicted model, not a curated record